GCUCUGCUCGCCCUCUCGCUCUCUCGGCAAACCAGCGACGGCGACCGCUCUGCACGGCUGGCCCCAUCCUCUUCUCGAGCGUCGGCAGAUCUACAAGCGCCGCAACCCUCUUCGUCGGCGGCCCACCCAACCCAGCGGUCCUUCCUAACCAUGGCUGGGAGGCACACCAUUAUUCUGAUGCAACCAUCUCAAAAUAGGGGCACUAGGACAUUUAUGGAUUACAAUUCAGUUAACCAUGCAUUGGAUGGAAUUUGUGGUCUCUAUGAAAGGAAAAUCAGGGAUAUCAACCCAAUGAUUCCAAACAUAACCUAUGAUAUCACUGACCUGUACAACUUUAUCGAUGGCCUAGCUGACAUCAGUGCGCUAGUCUAUGAUCACUCCAUCCAGGCAUUUCUGCCGUACGACCGGCAAUGGAUAAAGCAAAAGUUGUUUCAGCACCUUAAGAAGCUGGCUCAAAGAUAGUGAGUGCUGGUUUGAUAUGCUGUCACUGGUGGGCAAGCAUGCUUCUGAUAAUUGUUGUCUGAUUUGUGUACCAGAAAGGUGUUUCUUGUAAAAUGAUGAGAAUUUUACAUGGCAUGCUUAUAUUCUGGAGUUGAACUCA
Messenger RNA from Lolium rigidum, 601 nucleotides. RefSeq names its product enhancer of rudimentary homolog. The record is from RefSeq and is a predicted model, not a curated record. NCBI's taxonomy places the organism in Eukaryota, Viridiplantae, Streptophyta, Magnoliopsida, Poales, Poaceae.